Molecule: messenger RNA, 1212 nt
Organism: Cutaneotrichosporon oleaginosum
Lineage: Eukaryota; Fungi; Basidiomycota; Tremellomycetes; Trichosporonales; Trichosporonaceae
Biological process (GO): glycosaminoglycan metabolic process; carbohydrate metabolic process
Cellular component (GO): membrane
Molecular function (GO): beta-N-acetylhexosaminidase activity
Source: RefSeq, a predicted model, not a curated record
AUGUCCGCCUGCCUCCUUCCUCCCGACAGCGGAGCCCUGCCAUAUCGCGGCGUGAUGCUCGACGUAUGUCGUCACUUCCUGUCGAUGUCCGAGGUUCGGCGCAUGGUCGAAGCGCUCGCCCUGCUCAAAAUGAACGUACUGCAUCUGCACCUCAGCGACGACCAAGGGUGGCGCUUCGAGUCGCUCAAGUGGCCCAAGCUUACGACGCACGCCUCUACGCGCCCCAAGACCGUCGUGGGCCGCCCGGCAAACUACAGCAACCACGACCUGCACCCAGAGAACUACCUGAACCAGUACGAUGACAAGGUGCACAGCGGAUUCUACUCGCAGAACGAGCUGCGCGAGCUCGUCGCCUUCGCCAAGAGCAAGGGUAUCACGGUCGUCCCCGAGAUCGAUAUGCCAGGCCACAUGCGUGCCGCUCGCGCCGCAUAUCCUGAGCUCGGGUACAACGGUGUGCAGCAGGAAGUCGCUUGCAGCUGGGGCAUCUUUCCCGAGGUGCUGCGCGUGGAUGAGCCCGGUAUCCAGUUCGCCAAAGACAUCCUCGGCGAGAUCUGCGACGUAUUCGACUCGCCAUACAUCCACAUCGGCGGCGACGAGUGCCCCAAGGCCGAGUGGGCAGCGGCCGAUACCGCCCGCAAGCAGGUGGAGCAGAUGGAUCUCGACCCCGACCACCUCGAUAGCUACCAUAAGCUGCAGGCGUGGUUCACGGGCGAGAUGGCCGCCUUCCUGGCGUCCAAGGGGCGCAAGCUGUUGGGCUGGGACGAGAUCCUCGACGGCGGCGCGCCGGACGGUGUCGUCGUCAUGGCUUGGCGCGACUGGACGCACGCCGCGGAGCGAGCCACCAAAGCGGGCAUCCCCGUGGUCCAGGCUCCCAGCCUGCUGUACUUUGACUACGCGCAGGGCCCAGAGAAGGACGAGCCGCUAGCGAUCGGACCCGGCGCGACGCUCGAGCAGGUCUACGCCUUCGACCCGUUCAAGGGCGUCCCUGAGGAGCGUCGUGAUCUCGUGCUCGGCACCCAGGCGCAGCUGUGGUCCGAGUACAUCCCGACCCCGGAACAUCUAUGGUAUAUGGCUUUCCCGCGCCUCAUUGCGCUGGCGGACGUCGCGUAUCACGGAGAGAAGCGCGACAGCUACGAGGAUUUCCUAAAGAAGCUGCCGGCGCGCGUGGAGGGGCUGAAGAAGCUGGGCAUCGAGGGACACCCGCUGCCGUAG